UUUGCUCUUCUUUUUUUUACUUUCUUUCUCCUUCUUAUCAUCAUCACUUGUCAUUAUUUCCAUUUCCCUUUGCUUGAGUUCAAACUCAAUCGCUUCGUUAUUUAUCUCUCUCUCAAGGCUCUCUAAUUGCCCAUUCCAAAGAAAAGCAGAAAAGAACCCAAAUGGCUAGAGCAAUUUUGCUACUUGCUCUCUGCGUGCUGCCUGCCCUUGUGGCCGCUGCUCGUCCUGCCAGAAACCCAUUCGAAGUUGAAGGUCGCGUUUACUGUGACACUUGCCGUGCUGGUUUUGAGACCUCCAAAACCACUUACGUCGCUGGUGCCAAGGUUAGAGUUGAAUGCAAGGACAGGAAGACAAUGGAACUUGUAUACAGCAAGGAAGGAACCACAGACUCAACCGGAACAUACAGGAUCCAUGUUGAUGAGGAUCAUCAGGAUCAGCUCUGUGAUGCUAUGCUAGUUAGCAGCCCCCAGCAUGACUGCAUGAAGCCAUCAUCAGGACGUGAUCGUGCCCGUGUUAUCCUUACCAAUAACAAUGGCAUUGUAUCAAACAAACGUUAUGCCAAUUCUAUUGGUUUCAUGAAGGAGGACGCCAUGUCUGGUUGCUUUGAGCUUCUCAGGCAAUACCAGGAGUAUGAAGAUUAGAUUCAUUUUUUUGGGAGUUCCUCUAAUGAGUCUAGUUGAUCAAUCUUUGCUUGGCAUAUUCUGUUAUCUAUUAUCUAUCUAUAUAUAAUUAUAUGGAUUCAUAUGUUCUUUCAAUGUUUAGAGACCAAUUAAUUUGUCUUGUCAAUGAAACUCUUGUUUGAAUUAUAAUAUAUAUGUAGUGACAUUCUGCUUGAAUGUGUUUAUGCUGUA
Ricinus communis (castor bean) is the source of this 851-nucleotide messenger RNA. Its product is annotated as pollen-specific protein C13. The record is from RefSeq and is a predicted model, not a curated record. Lineage: Eukaryota; Viridiplantae; Streptophyta; Magnoliopsida; Malpighiales; Euphorbiaceae. The coding region runs from base 162 to 641 and encodes 159 amino acids. The transcript is spliced from 2 exons.